This is a messenger RNA of Pteropus alecto (black flying fox), 4462 nucleotides long. It is a transcript of the gene PIGK, whose product is annotated as phosphatidylinositol glycan anchor biosynthesis class K. Gene Ontology annotation, cellular component: GPI-anchor transamidase complex. Gene Ontology annotation, biological process: protein localization to cell surface; attachment of GPI anchor to protein; proteolysis. The record is from RefSeq and is a predicted model, not a curated record. Bases 52 to 1239 code for a protein of 395 amino acids. The transcript has 11 exons. Gene Ontology annotation, molecular function: GPI-anchor transamidase activity. Lineage: Eukaryota; Metazoa; Chordata; Mammalia; Chiroptera; Pteropodidae.
UUUACGGCACUCGCUCCGCCCUCCAGGCGCAGGAGAACGGAGCCGGCAAACAUGGUCGCCACCUAUAUUCUGAGCCAGGGUGUGACUGCAUUUGCAGUGCUGUUGCUCUUGUCCUUCGACAGCUUGGCUACUAGUCAGAUCGAGGAUCGAACAGAACAGUUCUUUAGAAGUGGCCACACAAACAACUGGGCAGUUUUGGUGUGUACAUCCCGAUUCUGGUUUAAUUAUCGACAUGUUGCAAAUACUCUUUCUGUUUAUAGAAGUGUGAAGAGGCUAGGUAUUCCUGACAGUCACAUUGUUCUGAUGCUUGCAGAUGAUAUGGCAUGCAACCCUAGGAAUCCCAAACCAGCUACAGUGUUUAGUCACAAGAAUAUGGAACUAAACGUAUAUGGAGAUGAUGUGGAAGUAGAUUAUAGAAGUUAUGAGGUAACGGUGGAGAAUUUUUUACGAGUAUUAACUGGGAGGAUCCCACCUAGUACUCCUCGGUCAAAACGUCUUCUUUCUGAUGAUAGGAGCAAUAUUCUUAUUUAUAUGACAGGACAUGGUGGAAAUGGUUUCUUGAAAUUUCAAGAUUCUGAAGAAAUUACCAACAUAGAACUUGCAGAUGCUUUUGAACAAAUGUGGCAGAAAAGACGCUACAAUGAGCUACUGUUUAUUAUUGAUACGUGUCAAGGAGCUUCCAUGUAUGAGCGAUUUUAUUCUCCUAACAUAAUGGCUUUAGCUAGUAGCCAAGUGGGAGAAGAUUCACUUUCGCACCAACCUGAUCCUGCAGUUGGAGUUCACCUUAUGGAUAGGUACACAUUUUAUGUCUUGGAAUUUUUGGAAGAAAUUAAUCCAGCUAGCCAAACUAAUAUGAAUGACCUUUUUCAGGUGUGUCCUAAAAGUCUAUGUGUGUCUACUCCUGGACAUCGCACUGAUCUUUUUCAGAGGGAUCCUAAAAAUGUCUUGAUAACUGAUUUCUUUGGAAGUGUACGGAAAGUGGAAAUUACAACAGAGACUAUUAGUUUGCAACCAGAUUUAGGAAUCAUGGAAAGCAGCUAUAAGGAAGACUGGAUGGAUGAGGAAAUAAUGGAACCACUGAAAUAUGCUGAACAACUUCCUGUAGCUCAGAUAAUACACCAGAAACCGAAGCUGAAAGAUUGGCAUCCUCCUGGGGGUUUUAUUCUGGGAUUGUGGGCACUCAUUAUCAUGGUUUUCUUUAAAACUUAUGGAAUCAAGCAUAUGAAGUUCAUUUUCUAGACGUGAGGAUGUAGAGAAGACUGCAUGGAAGACUACAACCUUGGAUUAAAAUUUAUGUCGUUACAUUUUUCAAAAAAAUACAUUGCUCUUGUGUGAAUUGACAAAAAUAGAAGUAAACUAAAUUUGACAAACUGUUAUUUUAUAACUUAAAGAAAAAUAAUUGUUAAUGCAAGUACUGUGAUAAAUAUAUUUGUUUUUCCUUUUGUCUGUUAUUAAAAAGAUUGAACAAAUAUCAGAUCAUUGACCUUUUUUGAAAAUAAGUAUUUUCAUUUGAAUAUCCCUUAUUCAUUUGGAAAAAAAAAAGUGAAGACAUUAAAUUCUCAAUAGUAGAGCUAAGUUCAGUUAGUACUUUUGUAUAUGUUCUUCCAGUCUUUUUUUCCUAUGUACAUAUUUUUUUCUAAAAUAGAGAUCAUAUAGAAUAUACCAGUUUGUAACCUCACUUUUCAUCUUACGAUAUGUUAACCCUUUUUCUCUCCUCGAUAUUGUUCAAGAACACAUUGAGAAUGGCUGCAGAGUACCCAUUUUAUGAAUGUAUUGUCAUUUAUUUAACAGACUUCUGUUGUUGGACCACUUCAAUUUUUUUGUUCCCCAAAUUUUUCUUUGGGUUAUUCUUUAAUGUGUGAAAAUUUUACUGUCAGUUAUUCAUGGAAUAAAUAUGAAAAAUUGGUUUCUUAACCUAUGGUACUGAUAGUCUCCAGGGCCUUAUUUGCUUGUCAGUUUAUUUGGAAAAUUUAAGACCUUUGGUAUUUUCACAUAUUACUGCUCAAGAGAAACUAACCUCAUCUUUUUCAUUUCUGAGCAUUCUGUGAUCCUCUAGAAUUCAUUACCUCCUCUUCAGUUUCCACAUUGAAAAAGACAUUGUUUCAUUCUGUUUUAGUUGUAAACUUUGCCCACUGGCUGGGUCUACACUUUUCCUAAGACAAUCUCAUAAAGUGGAUGGAGUAUAUGGAAAAUUCACACUUAUGGCCCUGCCUUCACUUCUGACUGAUGUAUCAUAUAAGGCAAAAAAUAAUCCCCUUUUCUGAUCUCUGACAAGAUGCAAGAACUCAUAUCUCUUUCACUGAUUUUUUUGCUUACCAAUCAUCUUUGCACCUUUUUUAUAACUAGAAAUAGUAUUGAGAUAGCAAAGCUAUCAGCCUCAAAUAUUGUUUUUCCACAUAUAAGGAAGAUAAAAACCCUGAAUGUUGAGUAUUCAUGGCCCGCAGGAUACUUUUUUGUAUUUUAUCUGUUUUAUCUAAGAAUUUAUGUGUUAAUCUUUAUUCAUUGUAAAGACCUGUUGUAUAAUUGUAGGUAACAUUAAGAAGACAACUCUUCCUCCACAAUAUACCUCCUAAAGUUAAUAUUCCAUAGGAUUUGUUUUUUUAGUACUUAAAUAUUACCCUUUAAUUAACAUGCCAAAUAGUCAUGCUUUCACAGGCAAAAGAUUAAUUCUGUUAUCUCCCAGGUUAGAAAAAUGAUAGGCUUUUUGCUAGCUCUGAAUCUUCAUUUUAACUGACCUUUUUAUUGGUGCACUAGAUACAUGAAGAAGGAAAUUUAUUCGAGUAUAUGGAGAAGAGUCCUUUUGUACACAGAAAGGGAGAAAAUCAAACUUAAAUUUGAAUAGCUGGAUAAUAGUAGUGCUAAGAGACAAAAAAAGUUGGCCAUGUCGCCCUGCAAACACACAAGGUCAUGAACACUAUGGUAGGAUGGAGCUACUUAGAGUGGUAAGGAAAUAUGACUGUUCUUGAACCAAGAUAAUUUAGUUUGAAUAUAAUGAAACAUACCUGAUGGUAAAGACUGCUGGAGAGGAAAGAGAUUCAUCUUCAGAGGUAGUACAAGGUGCCCUUCUUAGUUAAAACUAAACUAGGAGAAGUAGUACUGGAUAUAAUAUACAGGAUUAAUUUUGCCCAGACAGAGUUUCAAAAGGCAGUUAUAUCUCUUCGUGUUUCAUUAUUGAAUUUUCAGAAUGUAGUUAAAGCAAAAGGCUUAAAAUAUGUUAAAUGUUUAGCUCGUAACCAUAAUCUUUUUACUUAAAGUAUAUUCUGCCUUCAAUAAUAAGUACAUCUUCUGCGUAUGGUAAGUGGGUAAUAUUAUAAGUGCAAUUAAAUGGCCCAGACUUUAAAUGAUAACAUAAAAGCACAUCCUUAAAUAUAUUCUAUUUGAGUCACAAAGAGCCGAACAACCAAGAGGUGUUUUUUAUUUUAUUUUAUUUUUUUUUGUCUUUGUCACAGCAUUGUUGUGAGGAUCAAAUGAGAUAAUGUUAUGACUAAACUCUUUGGAAAUUGUAAAUAUGUGGUGCUGUCCUUCAGGAAGGAAAGGAAUAUAGAUAAAUGGAACCCAGCAGACAUGUCCUGACCUUUUAAGGGAGGGACAGGUUAUAGUGAUGCCAUUCUACAAAGGCAGCCUGCAUGAGAAAAGGAAACCAAGUAUGUGGAUUUUAAAUUUAUGAAAGACAUUCAUUUGCAGUUUAUGAAAGGCAAAUGUAGAUUGGAUGCAAAGCUGAUUAAAUUGGAUCAAGAAAAAUUUGAAUUAAAUACAUAAAAUAAUGCAUGCAUUUAUGAUUUCAAUUUUUAUAUAUCCUCAGCUAGUUGAAAAUGAUGAUUCCCACAACAAGCAUAACUCAGCUUGUUUCUGCUUAGUGAGUAUUUUCUACUGUGGUAUAUGUGGAUAACAUUUCUUCCAUUAUGUAUGUUGUAUAGCAGAGUUACAGUUAUUGUGGGAAUCAUAAUUUGAAUUUUUGACUCAUGUUUCUGGAAUCUUUACAACAAAUGUUGCAUUAACAUAGAACUUUUUUCAUUGACUUUACCAAAAUUAAAUCCAUCUCGCAAAUACUGUUUUAACUUGUGAAAGAAAUAUUUUAUAAACAUACCACAAGGUAUGGUUAUAAAAUAAUGAGAUCAUAUCCUUUUCGCUUUAUGGCAUCAGUCCGUUACUUUGUUAUCACAUCUCCUACCCAAGGGCAUUUAUCACAAAGAAAGUGUCUCCAUUAUUGCCGUUCUGUCCGCCUGUCCUGUCUGCACGUGUACCUGCUGUGUAAAUAUGAAAGCCUUUCAAUUCAUGAACAGUACACUUUGAUAGUAACCAGUCCUUUUUUUUAUUUUAGUGCAAAAUUUUUACCCUUUUGGAAGUGUGCUAUGAAAUAUUUGGUUUAAUUUAACUGUGUAGACCUUUGCAUAAUGGGAUUGAUAAAGAGGAAGAUGUGACCAAAAAACAAAAACGGUAUUAAAAAUUCAUUUACUUCAAA